Molecule: messenger RNA, 1749 nt
Organism: Priapulus caudatus
Lineage: Eukaryota; Metazoa; Priapulida; Priapulimorpha; Priapulimorphida; Priapulidae
Exons: 1
Coding region: 1-1749 (582 amino acids)
Molecular function (GO): zinc ion binding; nucleic acid binding
Source: RefSeq, a predicted model, not a curated record
AUGGCCUUGAGUAGACUGCCGGUGCCAGAGCCUCCCAUCUUCUUCGGAGAUCCGCUCCGAUUCCCAGACUGGCUUUCUUCUUUCUCUUCACUGAUUGAAAGCAACAACCUUCCCCCUGGAGAGAGAAUUCAUUACCUCAAACGUUAUCUGGGAGGACCAGCUAGAGAGGCAGUUAGCGGAUUCUUCCUAUUAAGGAGCGAGCACGCCUACCAGAAGGCCAAGGAGACUUUACAAACUCGAUUUGGAAAUCCCUUUGCAGUAUCUGAGGCCUUCAGGACAAAGCUAGACUCCUGGCCCAGGAUAGGCAACAGGGACGGUGGCAGUCUGAGAAAUCUGUCAGACUUCUUGAGACAGUGUGUGGUAGCUUCAGCCGAGAUCAGAGACCUUGAGAUCUUGAAUGAUAUGCGGGAGAUUAGGAAAAUUGGUGACAAACUGCCGGAUUGGCUACAGCACCGGUGGUAUCGAAGCAUCGUUAGAACAAAACGGGAAAGGGGUCGCUACCCCUCAUUUGAAGAGUUUGUUGACUUUGUGUCUGAAGAAGCUGACAUCCUGAAUGACCCCAUCGUAGUUUCUGUUGACAGCAAUAGAAAGCCGAAGGAUUUCAGCCAGAUAUCAGCAACUAGAACCAAGAAGCCUUUCGAGCCAAGAAGAAUGGUUAUGACCACAGAGAGCACCGCCGCAACCUCUACAACAGGAAUCACCUGCAUCUUCUGCAAACGACGUAGUCAUGCAACGUCAGAGUGCAGAGCCUUCGGUCGAAAACCGAUGUCAGAGCAACAGGACUUCGUGAAAGGGGAAAGACUUUGUUUCGGCUGCUUGCAGAGGGGUCACAUGUCGAGGAAUUGUCCCAGGAAGAGGGAAUGUAAUAGAUGUAGCAGGAAGCACCCGACAAGUCUACACGACGACACCAGGCUGCACUCGAGCAGCGACAAAACUGAGAAUCGUGCGGAGCCACCCAAGGCAAAGAACAGGAAUCCCGCGGAACCGCCCCGGACAAACGACUUGACCAGUAACGAGCCAUCUGCCAACGGCACAAGCCACGAGGUAUCUUCCUGUUCGGACCAGGCUAUAACCUCGAUGGUUGUUCCGGUCUACGUAUCCAGUCGAGAGGCCCCGGAUAAGGAAGUCCUUGUAUACGCUCUUCUGGACACAAUGUCGGAUACAACAUUUGUGCUCGACAGCAUUGCAGACGAGCUCCACACAUCCUCAGAGUCUGCUGUCCUGCGUCUAACAACGAUGUCUGAUCAAAACAGUAUCAUCAGGUGUCGGAGAUACAACAAUCUGACUGUACGAAGCUGCAACUCACGGGACAAGAUUCCUCUACCAUCGACAUUUACACGAGACUACAUUCCAUUGGAAAGGGACCAUAUUCCAACACCAGAAGUAGCACGCCAGUGGCCACACCUGCAUCACAUUGCAGAGUUGCUGACCCCAAAACAGACUUGUCCAAUUAGAUUGCUAAUAGGUUACAACUGCUCUCGUGCUCUGGCACCUGUAACGUGUAUAACUGGGAAGAAUGGUCAACCCUACGCUGUUGAGACAGUUUUAGGCUGGAGCGUAGUUGGCGGAACCAGACCUAGAGCCACAGAAGAAGCCUUUGAUGCGUUUGGACAGUCUCAUCGUGCCCAUACGAGAGUCGUACAGGACAACGUUGGCCACAUAGAGAAGACUAACGUCACCUACGUAUCGAAAAAUGAAGUUAGAAGUCACAACAGAGGAACUUCUGCAACUUAUGGAGAAAGACUUUAA